Molecule: messenger RNA, 939 nt
Organism: Jaculus jaculus (lesser Egyptian jerboa)
Lineage: Eukaryota; Metazoa; Chordata; Mammalia; Rodentia; Dipodidae
Product: olfactory receptor 13J1
Exons: 1
Biological process (GO): G protein-coupled receptor signaling pathway
Cellular component (GO): membrane
Molecular function (GO): G protein-coupled receptor activity; olfactory receptor activity
Source: RefSeq, a predicted model, not a curated record
AUGGAGCCCAUCAACCGGACAGUGGUCUCCGAGUUCAUCCUGAAGGGCUUUUCUGGCUACCCAGCCCUGGAGCACCUGCUCUUCCCUCUGUGCUUGGCCAUGUACCUCGUGACCCUUUUGGGCAACAUAGCCAUUGUGGCGGUGAGCGUGUGGGACUCCCGCCUGCACACACCCAUGUACUUCUUUCUGGGUAACCUCUCUAUCCUGGACAUCUGCUACACGUCCACCUUCGUGCCCCUAAUGCUGGUCCACCUCUUGUCAUCCAGGAAGACCAGCUCCUUUAUCGGCUGCGCCAUCCAGAUGUGUCUGAGCCUGUCCACAGGCUCCACGGAAUGCCUGCUGCUUGCCAUCAUGGCCUAUGACCGCUACCGGGCCAUUUGCCGGCCACUCAGGUACCCUGUGCUUAUGAGCCACGGACUAUGCCUGCUGCUGACAGGAGCCGCCUGGGUGCUGUGUCUGCUCAAGUCAGUGACAGAGACAGUCAUUGCCAUGAGGCUGCCCUCGUGCGGCCACCGCGUGGUCAGCCACUUCACCUGUGAGAUCCUGGCGGUGCUGAAAUUAACCUGCGGUGACACGUCAGUGAGCGAGGCCUUCCUACGGGUGGGUGCCAUCCUCCUCCUGCCUGUGCCCCUGGCCCUCAUCUGCCUGUCCUACACGCUGAUCCUGGCCACCAUCCUACGGGUGCCCUCGGCCGUGGGGCGCCGCAAAGCCUUCUCCACAUGCUCAGCGCACCUGGCGGUGGUGCUCCUCUUCUAGGGCACUGUCAUCUUCACGUACAUGAAACCAGCGAGCAAGGAGGCCUGCGUCUCGGACCAGGUCCUCACGGUCCUGAAUGCCAUCGUCACCCUCAUGUUGAACCCCGUCAUCUAUAGCCUGAGGAACACGGAGGUGCAAGAGGCUGCAAGGAAGGUCUGGGGCAAUAGACGGGCCUGCAGGUGA